Mytilus californianus (California mussel) is the source of this 6940-nucleotide messenger RNA. RefSeq names its product NFX1-type zinc finger-containing protein 1-like. Gene Ontology annotation, molecular function: 5'-3' DNA helicase activity; zinc ion binding. Lineage: Eukaryota; Metazoa; Mollusca; Bivalvia; Mytilida; Mytilidae. The record is from RefSeq and is a predicted model, not a curated record. The coding region runs from base 375 to 6905 and encodes 2176 amino acids. Gene Ontology annotation, cellular component: nucleus. The transcript is spliced from 3 exons.
CAUAUACGUGUAGGUAUUUAAUACAUCAAUUAUAUACAGUUACUAUAUAGACCAAAAUCAAUUAAUCAUAACUAGAAAGUGCUUAAUUAGGAUAUCGUUUUUAAAAAAUCUACUUUCGAUUUAGAAGCAAAAAUAUCCUUGUACUUUGUACCCAACUUUUAUUCACUGUAUUUCUGUCACGAAUGACAUAAACAAGUCUGUUUCGUAUAUCAGCAUGAUAUUUAACACGGAUAUUGAAUGAAACAGUUUUGGAACAUAAUAAUAGUUUCGAUGUAAACAAAUGUUCGUAGGGAUACAAGGUUAUCACUACAGAAGGAAGUACAACUGGGUUUUCCAUUGCUAGAUAUACAGAUCAAAUUGUGUUAAAGUGAGAAAUGGGAAGAAACAAAAGACACAAACCGAUCUUUACUAGAAGGUACAAGAUUUGUACAUCUACAACGCCGAAUCUAAAUCCAAAUAAUUCAAUAAGACCAAGUGUUGAUUAUAGUGACGUAGACUUUGAAUCCAUAACUGUUGACCUCCAACAGGAAGACGAAACAGACACAAAGAACCCAACAAACGAUGCAAAUAGACUAUCUGUAUUUGACCGUUUGGGUACUAAACAAAAGAAAUCGCUGAGUGAACGUAUAGGACAAACUACAACAAAUCAAUCGAUAACGGAUAUUCGAAAAAUUUCAAAAGACUUUCAGGAUAAUAAUAACUUUAAAACAAGAUCUGAAUCAAGCGUUGCAUUCAAAACAACAGAUAGAGCUCACAAAUAUGAUACCAACAUAAGACAGCUGGAUGUACCAACAGAGAACCUUUCGUCACAAGAGAAAACAAAUGAGUCACGAAAACGAAAAAACACAAGCCAAUCACAUAGCACCGACACGAAUUGGAAAAAGAAAAUUAAAACAUCAAACACUGAAAAAUAUGGGGAAAGUAGUAAAAAUUACCACCAUAAUGCACAUGAUUACAAUGACAGAACCAGAGACAAACGACCGUUUCAUAGAAAAAGAACACCUGAAAGGUCACGUUCUAAGAACAACAGAAGUCGAGAACCUCACCUUUCCCCUAGACGACGAGAACGAUCAUCCUUUUCAAAGGAGAGAAAUCGUUGCGUUCGCGUUCCGGAAAGGCAAGAUAUUUCUCUUGACAGACAACGUUCAAGGCAAAAAACUAUAUAUAAACGAUCACGUUCAAAGUCACCACAAAAUCCUAGAUAUAGAGGACAAUCUUCACUAACAAAUACAUCAGAACAGCAAAGAAGACAAACUUCUAGUCCCCAUUUGGUUCACAGACAUACAAGACAACAAAGGUCUCCAUGCAAAAAAACCGACUUUUAUUCAUCUCAUUCAAUUGCUGACAUCAACACUGAACAUGAUAGAAAUACCAAAAAAAUACACGAAAAAGAUAGCAGACAUGAGACCACAAGGUACGGAGUAUCUUCCCAGAAUUCUAAAAAAAAUUGCACGAUAACAAUUCAAAACGACGACACAUACAGCAAUGCGAUUGAUCCAUACACAUACUCGUUAAAUGUGAAUCAAAGAAGGAAUUGCAAAGACCGAUAUCAAUCUCGUUCAAAUGUCAAAUCGAGAGGCCCAAACACAAAGCAAAAUUACAAUGGAAAUAAAACAUUCACAAAACGUUCUCAGAAUGGAUUUGAAGCAUCUGAUCAAAAGAUAGACAUUGCAAAAUUAUCAAACAUGGAUAGCGAUAGUUUAGCGGCUUAUCUGAGUACUUGCAGUAGAGAACUAGACACAUUUCUAUUUAAGCAUGUGGUAAUUGAGCAUAUGUCCUUAUUUUUGCAAGUUAUGUGUCAGGUUUGUGAGUCUAAGCAUAAUUCAUUAGUACAGAAAGCUCUCAAUCCAUUAAAAGAAAGGAAGUUUUUUGACCGACAGGAUAUAAAAGAUAUUAUUUGCGAGCUUCGUUUACAGUUUGAUCAGGAACAAAUUCACAUGCUGACAAAUUUACUUGUUUUGAUGAAAGGGCUUGUAUGUCAUGUCAAGACUGGACCCUCCGAUUUAAUGCAACCAUUAGAUUCUUUAGAAAGAUGUGUUUACGAAAAAGUCAAAGAUGAGAAUCAACAAAGAGACCUAGAGUCUUUAAUACAAGAAAUAAGAGACAAAUGGGAUCCAGAGAAAACUCCUUACACAGAGAACAAACUUUCAACACUAGCUAUAUUGCCAGAUCUUAUUGAAAUACAGUCGUGUGAAAGUUCUAUCGUUGAUACUGAGUAUGAAACAGAAGAAGCCUACUUACGAAGACUAUUUAUGGUUCAUCGUCAAGAUUUUAUUAGGCCCUUAUGUAGAGGGUUGAUGUCUUUAAAAGAUAGUAUAUAUGAAGAUCCAGAUUGCCUUGAGAAAAGAUGGCGACAUGAUGACAUCCGUGUUUUUAAAAAUAUAACUUUUCUAACACGCUGUUGCAAUGAACAGAACGGAUUAACUUGGAAAAUAAGAUUUGAUAUCACUCCAUAUAGUCGAAUCAACUGGAACACCAGAAAGUUACUUACAUUUGGAUCUCUUGUUUGCUUAACUAACAAAACAUUUUCUAUUCUCCAGUACGCAACUGUAGCGGAGCGUAAUGCUGGGGAUCUAAAAAAUGGGAUUUUUGAAAUUAAAUUUACCGAGGAUAUUGGAGAUGUGUCUACAAUUUUUCAACAGUCUGAUGUUCUUCUAAUUGAAAGCCAAGCUUUCUUUCCGUCUUACUUUCAUACAUUGCAAUCACUUAAAUGUAUGCACAGUGAUAUAUUCAUUGGGGAAAAUAGUUUACCUUUCGGGAAACAGUUGUUAAACAAGAGGCGGAGCAUAGAACACAAUUUGCCAGAUUAUUUUGAAUCCCCUAAAUUCGCAGAAGAAGGAUUUGAUAUCAGCUGUUUGAAUUCUGAACUACAGGCAUACAACAUAGAUAUUGCAUCUGAGUCAAACUGGCCUGAUGCAGAUUUUCUCAAAAUGGACGAAUCACAACACAAAGCUUUUCUCACAUCAAUGAAAAGUAAACUUGCCUUAAUACAAGGACCACCAGGAACAGGGAAAACAGUAGUUGGACUCAAAAUAGCUGAACUUCUAUUAAAAAAUGAGCAUAUAUGGCGUCAACAUGAUAACCAAGGGCCAAUGCUACUUCUCAGCUACACCAACCAUGCAUUAGAUAAUUUUUUACUUGAUAUUUCUAAACAAUUUCGAGAAACCGACACCACUGAUAUUGUUCGAUUAGGAACAAGAUCAGAUAAUGAAUCACUGAGAAAAUAUAAUUUGACGACUAAACGCAGAGCAUACAAUUACAGCAAGGAAGAGUACAUUACUCGGAGGGGAGAAGUUGAAACACGCACAAAAAGGGAAAGCUCGGGCGAACUAAAUGGAAUGGCAUUAAAUGCUAGAACAAAUCUGAAAACUAGGAUCAAAGAGCAUGAAAACCUGAAAAAACUACGAGAGGAAAUUCUGACAGGAAUAGUUCAUCAAGACUGGCUCCAUUAUGUAGCUAAUGUGAUUACUGACACACAGUACAGUGCACUCAGGAACGAAGAUUCUUUAAUUAGGUGGCUUAACAUUGGAUCAAUAACACAGCAAGUAGUUUCUAAACAACAUAAUUAUUGGGCAAAUAGUUAUGAAGAAGAUGAUUUUGAUUAUUUGGAUGAAGAGGAAAAUUGGUAUAAUGAUCAAAGUGGAGAUAAUGAUGAAGAGGACAUACAAACAAUGAAAAAAGAUCUACAGAUGCAUUUAGACUUAGAAAAACUUGAAAUGGUGGUUUCUUCAAGCAUUGUAUUUGGCAAAGAGAAAUCGCAAACCAAACCAUGGUUUUGGGAGAAUUACGAUAAGAAUGAAAAAAAUAGUUUAAUCAGAAAAAUAGAGGAGAAACUCUGCUGUACACAAGCAAUGACGAUUGGAAAAGCAAGUUCAGUGUCCAAUAUAUGGUACAUUCACAAUGAAGAAGAAAGGUGGCAGUUAUAUAAAUACUGGGUUCACCAGUCUCUCAUUCCAAUCAAUAAAGAAAUACAAGAUUGUGAGAAAAGCUACAAAAGAGCUCAAGAACGUUAUGAAGAGAUUCAACACAUAGCUGAUAUCAACAUAUUGAAGAGAGCAAAACUUGUAGCAUGUACAACAACUAGAGCGGCAAGAGAUAUAGAAAUACUUAAACGCGUUUCUCCAAGCAUUGUUCUUCUUGAAGAAGCUGCCGAAAUUCCAGAACAUCACGUAGUGGCAUGUUUGACAUCUUCAUGCCAGCAACUUAUUAUGAUUGGCGACCAUCAACAACUGCGCCCUUCUUACAACGAUUACCAAACAGCACGACAACAUAAAAUAAAUAUUUCCCUUUUUGAAAGACUUAUUGGUGGACGUUUCCCAUUUAAACAAUUAGAAUAUCAACAUCGAAUGAGACCAACGAUAUCCAAGCUUUUAGUGCCUCACAUUUAUCGUACAUUGCAAGACGAUAACAGUGUGUUGAAGUACGAAAAUGUCAAAGGAAUUCACUCUAAUAUGUUCUUUUUAUCACAUUCUGUGUUUGAAGAUCGGGAGCGCGAAGAGCUAUCAAAAAGUCACAAGAACACUUUCGAGGCAUUGUUAAUUUGUCAAUUGUACAGGUAUCUCAGAAUGCAAGGAUAUCCAUCUUCUAAAAUAACUGUGCUGUCAACAUACCUAGACCAGGUUCGGCUUCUACGCGACUUGAUUAGGCCUAUAGAAUACGAACUUUCAAAGAAGGAUUCUUAUAUAGAUGGCGUUGUAAAUUGUCCAGUAGUUUCAAAUAAUCAUGACAAACCAUCAAAUGAGCUGGGCGUAAAAGUAACAGCAGUAGACAAUUUUCAAGGGGAGGAAAAUGAAAUAAUAUUAUUGUCACUUGUUAGAAGUAAUAUAGAAAACACAAUAGGCCAUUUAUCCGAGCCAAAUAGAGUUUGUGUUGCUCUAUCAAGAGCAAAAAUUGGACUUUACGCAAUAGGCAAUUUCGAACUUUUAAAAGCGAAAUCAAGACUAUGGAAUGAUAUUGUUAAGGAUGCGGAAGAUAACAAAUCUUUUGGCACACGUCUGCAGCUAACAUGUCAAAAUCACAAGAAUUCAACCUACAUUUCUAAGUCAAACGACUUUGAUCUUGUUGCAGAUGGCGGAUGUCAAAAACCUUGCUCUGUCAGGAGACCAUGUGGCCACUUUUGUUCAAGGAAAUGUCAUGUAGAUGAUCCUGCUCAUUCAAACGAUUGUUCAAAACAAUGUCACAAAGAAGUAUGCGAAAUGGGACAUCGGUGCAUUAAAUCUUGCCAUUUUCCAUAUGCAUGUGGAACAUGCAAUGAAAUUGUGGAAAAGAUCAUAUCUGAAUGUCAACAUAAAAAACGUAUGAAAUGUUCUGAAGAUCCAGAUUUGGCGUCAUGCGAUGAGCGAUGUCAAGCUAUUAUAUCAUGUGGUCAUCUUUGUCAGAGACGUUGUACAGAUCCUUGCAAUUCAGAAGAUGACUGUAUGGAGUUGAUAAAAGUGGAAGCCCGCUGUGGACAUUUAGUACAGGUGGGUUGUUGCACCAAAUAUGACCCACCGUGUAGCUUACCGUGCUUAGUAAUAUUAGCUUGUGGUCACAAAUGUCAAGGAACAUGUUCAGAUUGUAGUCAAGGAAGGCUUCAUGUACCAUGUAAAGAAAAAUGCAAUCGAAACUUAGUAUGUGGACAUAUUUGUAAAGAAUAUUGCAAUUAUCAAUGUCCACCUUGUAAACAGAAGUGCGAUCGACAAUGUAUUCAUGGUGAUAGAUGUAAAAGCAGAUGUGGCGAUAGUUGUAUACAGUGUAUUGAACUUUGUCAGUGGGAGUGUAAAGCAGAAUGUCCAAACAAAUUUAAGUGUGAUAAAUUAUGUAUGGAACCUUGCAAAAGACCAAAAUGUAAUACUCUUUGUAAUACUAUACUAGAUUGUGGCCUCGGUCACAAAUGUUCAGGACUAUUAUGCGAAUGUUCAAAGUGUGUUUGUAAAGUAUGCGAUAACUUGACAGAAAUAUUAUUUGGAUAUGAAGAAGAAGAUAACGCCAUGUUCAUUCGGUUAGAAGACUGCACAUGCGUUUUGGAAGUUAAUGGACUAGACCAAUAUAUUUCAAACGUCCUGGAUAAUACCAGUAACGAAAUCAAGUCUUUGAAAUGCCCAAAGUGCAGUACAAAAAUAUCAAAGUCAAAAAGAUAUUCUAACGAACUAAAACUUAUCAACAAAAACAUUUGUGAAGUAUUUCGAACCAUUCGAAAUAGCGAAAAAGGUACUGAUCUCAAUGCAAAGCGGUUUACUACUAGACAGUUACUCACUGAAUAUGAAUUUGACUUACCUCGUAACAAAUUCACUAAACUAAGGGACAAAGUUCAAACCACUAGAUCGGCCGAUAUUCUGAACAUGAUAGUCGAUCAGUUAACUUUUUAUGAAGAAAUACGUAACCUCAGAAAAAAAAAGUUUCCUUCCGACUGUCGACGGCUAUUAAAAGCAUGGUUAGAUCGACUGGAAACAUGGGUGUUUUUAAAGCGAAGCAGAUAUGCAAGACAAGAAUAUAACGAAUUUUUUCUGGAAAAACGACGACUACAACUAACAGCUGAUAUUCAUAAAUUCCAAAAAGAACUUUAUAAACAAGAUGAGGGACUUGCACUCCCUCAGGAUAUUCAAUAUUACUUGGUAAAACUUAAAUCUAAUGAAGUUGUGCAAGAAGACGAAAUAUCAAAAAUGAGAAGGGAAACUAACGAAGUCUCCUCUAGAAUGAUUGGUCUUACUUUGGAAGAGAAGCAAAUGAUAAAACGAGCCAUGGAGAAUGAAUUUAUGGGAUCAGGACAUUGGUACAAAUGUAAAAACGGGCAUUAUUAUUCUAUAGGAGAAUGUGGCAUGCCAAUGGAGAAAAUAAAAUGUCCACAGUGUGGAUUGGCAAUAGGUGGUGCGGAUCAUAUUCUAACUGAUGACAAUGAGAGAGCUAUGGAUUUUGAAAAUCUUUAAAAUAUUUCAUUUUUAAUUAUAUUCUUUGCUGGUAA